ACGAAUGUGGACACAUAUCAUAUCACAAUUCAGUUUCAUUUCAUUUUGCUUUCUCAUAACCUUGUUGAGAUUUAUGGUUUUUUCUAUAGCUAUAGUAUUAUACUAUAACACAUGAAAUCAAUAUCAUGAAACCUUCAAUUCACAAUCAUGCAAAUGACCAAUGAUGAUAGCAUCAAUCUUGAUGGGGUGCAAUUGCAAAAGGGAUUGCCUCAUCGCUCUCAUCAUGUUGAAUUCAUGGCUAUGGCACCUUGUCGAUGGAUCAUCAUCAAAUAGGGAUUCUCUAGAUUCAUUCCUCUACGACUACGCCUUCAAGAAUAUCAAGAAACUCCGGUCGGGGGAGGUGUACUCAGUCCCCCCUCCGGCCAACUUCUCCGGCAUGGAGCUGGCUGUGGCCCGAGUCCGCACAAGCAGCCUAUGGCGCAAAGGGCUCAGCCACGGACCCUUAUCAAUCCCACCAAAGACAUUGCCAUGGCCAUUCACUAAGAGAGUUAAUGUAGUGUAUCAAAAUCUUGACAAUUGGUCUUCGCUUUACUACAAUGUGCCCCACCACACAUUUCUUGCACCAGUUUUAGGGUUUCUACCUUAUGAUUCUAGUGGGAAUGGGGCCAUUGAGAUUAGGGCUUUAGGUGAUGAGCACUUGGUGCUGGAUUUCAAGAGGUAUGAACACGUUGGUGAGGCCGCGAAGUGUGUUAGGUUCGAUAGGAAUGGGACGUUGGAGAUGAGCAACAUGACGAGGGAGGGGUGGUGCGUGGUGAGGGGGCGGGGCAACUUCUCCCUCGCCGUGCCUAAUGACGGGAAGAGGGUUUGGGAAUGGUGGAAGAUGGGGGUGGUUUUGGGGGGUUUUGGGGUGAUUUUGGUGGUUUUAGGGUUUUUGGUGUGGAAGAAGAUGAGGAGGAGGAAGAUGAAGGGAAUGGAGGAAGAAUCAGAGAGGAGUGAAGGGUUGGAGUGUGUUUGGAAUGGGAGAAGUAGAAUGCCUUUUGCUUCAGCUAUUAGAACACAGCCAGUUCUUGAAAAUAGUUAUCUUCCUUGAUUCUAUUUAUCAAUCUUGUUGAUGAAAAAUUUGUGUUCAUACAAAAUGUGAUGGUGUUUGUCUUGAAUGAUCAUGUAUCUUAUGUUAAUGUUUCAUGUAUAGUUGUUUUAC
This is a messenger RNA of Salvia splendens (bonfire salvia), 1141 nucleotides long. RefSeq lists its product as uncharacterized. NCBI's taxonomy places the organism in Eukaryota, Viridiplantae, Streptophyta, Magnoliopsida, Lamiales, Lamiaceae. The transcript has a single exon. The coding region runs from base 161 to 1030 and encodes 289 amino acids. Gene Ontology annotation, cellular component: membrane. The record is from RefSeq and is a predicted model, not a curated record.